AUGACAUAAGCAGAUGUUAGUGGACUAGACAUGAACAUGGUCUCUCAGCGGACCGGCAGGGACACAGUGGAGAAGGAGGCGCCUCACAUACGUCUGGAGGAUGACGCUGACCUUAAGGAAAUAUAUACAUUUGGAAGGAAAUUGGGUCAAGGUAGCUUUGGGGUUGUUUAUCAAGCCACUCACAUUGAGACAAAUACACAAUGGGCUAUCAAGGAGGUUUGCAGACCAGAGGCAGGAAGUUCAAAAGUCAAGCUGCUGGAGCAGGAAUUAAAGAUUCUCAGACAAGUGAAUCAUGCUAACAUAAUACAUCUCGAGGAGUCCUACGAGACAGCUAAGAUGACUUAUUUGGUUACUGAGCUGUGUGAUGGAGGUGAACUGAAGGAGCUGCUGCUGAAGAAAAUGUUCUUUACAGAAGAUGAGACAAGACAUAUCAUCCACAGCUUAGCUGACGCCAUCGUCUACCUUCACAAAAGAGACAUUGUGCAUCGGGAUUUGAAACUUGAAAAUAUUCUUGUGAAAAAUAAUCUCGACAAGGAUGGUAAUGACAAGAUUAAUAUCAAGGUGACAGACUUUGGAUUAUCAGUAAUGACAGGUGGUGUUGGGAUGGAAAACAUGAUGACAGAUGCUUGUGGGACUCUUAUCUAUAUGGCUCCUGAAAUGAUGAGCGGUCGUUGUUACAGCCAAUGGUGUGACGAGUGGAGUAUUGGAAUCAUUAUGUAUAUAUUGCUAUCUGGGGAGCCUCCAUUUAUGUCCAAAACAAAGUCAACCCUACUUGAGAAGAUUAUGAAGAAAGAACUUAAAUUUACUCAACCCAUCUGGUCCGCAGUCAGUGAUGCAGCAAAAAAUGUAUUGACUUGCCUUCUGAAGGUUGACCCUGCCUACCGCAUGUCAGCUAAUCAGCUACUAGAAAACCCCUGGAUUACAGGUGACACUAAUAUGCCUGCUAUACCAUCCAAUGCUCUGGAGAUGAUGCGGCACCACAAGGAACAGGAAGAGAUUACAAGAGCUCUGGAGGAGUUUACCUCUUCUGAAGACACCCUUGACCUGUCCCUGCUCCACAGCACAGCUUCAACAGAAACAGACAGCAGCUGCAGGAGCCAGGCUAAGCUCAGUCUUGAGAGAGACUGCAGCCUCUGCACACCGUCCUCAUCCACCAAACCGAACAAAGAGAGUGGGGGCCAUCUCCAGCAGGACAAGCGCAAAAAUGUCUCUGAAGUCCAGGGACCACCUCAGCCCAGCACUGCACAGAUUCUUCCUAGUAUGAAACCCACAAGACAGUCGAGUGCAAAGCAGCGCAGGCCUCAGGACAAGAGGGACGUUGGUACAGUACAGAGAGCAGCCCCUGACUUGAGUAAAGCAGAUGACCAGAGACCAUCUACCUCCAUUAAAAGUAAGACUGGUUUCCGCAAACCACCUGCCAGCUCUAAGACCACUGUCCCUUCAGAACAAGACAAAAACCAAGUCAGAUCACGUGAGAAAGUGUGA
This is a messenger RNA of Scomber japonicus (chub mackerel), 1485 nucleotides long. It is a transcript of the gene stk33, whose product is annotated as serine/threonine kinase 33. The record is from RefSeq and is a predicted model, not a curated record. The transcript has 13 exons. Gene Ontology annotation, molecular function: protein kinase activity; ATP binding. Lineage: Eukaryota; Metazoa; Chordata; Actinopteri; Scombriformes; Scombridae. Gene Ontology annotation, biological process: protein phosphorylation.